AUGACGCCAUGGCUGCAUCGCCAGCUUGACCGAUUCGACCUUUGGGCUGCUCAUAAUGGUAUCAUUGCAUGGCAUCUGCGCGAGCGACCAGAGCUGGUGGACAUGAUACUUCAACUUCUGGCUCUACUGCACGACUAUCUCUCUGCAAUCUGUACCUUAGCAGAUCCUAUUGCCGGUAGGGCUACGGCGGCUGUAGAGGAUGCAAGUCUCCAGAAUCAACCACCUUCACCUCACGCAUCAUCAUCAAUUAGCUCUUCAGAAUGUUCAUUUGGCCAGGCUCCCGAGACAUCGUCCGUAGUUGCAGACCCAAUCGACACAAUGCGAGAGCGGGUGGAGCAGGUGCUUUCAGAACUUUUCAGAGUAUCUGCUACCAUCCACUCUGCUGAAAUGAUUUAUAGAUAUACCAAAGUCGCAAAAUUCGUUGAGAAGGUCAAGCGUGGUAUGAUGACGCUGCUGGCAACUUGCUGGAUCGCCAGUUCCAAUUAUUGGCCGAAAAUUGGCACAACGAAGCCAUUGAGUGGGAACCCUCGCUCUGUGAUACAGAUGAUGAAUCAGAUCUGGAAACAAGGCAAAAGAGAAACGAAAAAUUUCUUCAAAUGA
This is a messenger RNA of Trichoderma breve, 600 nucleotides long. RefSeq lists its product as uncharacterized. Lineage: Eukaryota; Fungi; Ascomycota; Sordariomycetes; Hypocreales; Hypocreaceae. The record is from RefSeq and is a predicted model, not a curated record. The transcript has 2 exons. The coding region runs from base 1 to 600 and encodes 199 amino acids.